This is a messenger RNA of Bicyclus anynana (squinting bush brown), 5346 nucleotides long. RefSeq names its product maternal protein pumilio (gene pum). Gene Ontology annotation, cellular component: cytoplasm; nucleus. The coding region runs from base 668 to 4345 and encodes 1225 amino acids. The record is from RefSeq and is a predicted model, not a curated record. NCBI's taxonomy places the organism in Eukaryota, Metazoa, Arthropoda, Insecta, Lepidoptera, Nymphalidae. Gene Ontology annotation, molecular function: mRNA 3'-UTR binding. The transcript is spliced from 17 exons. Gene Ontology annotation, biological process: post-transcriptional regulation of gene expression.
CGCGUUGCGCGCGCAUCGCAUCUGCCCGAGCCGCGACCGACUAUGGCGGAUAGGCAGUAAAGGAUGUUUGAGGUCUUUUCUAAAUCGAAAAGUAUCGACGGUAGCCAAUGGCAUAAACCGAGUUUUUUGUAAAAAUUGUACAUUGUAAAUAAUUCUUUGUACAUAUAGCACUUAUAUUUGUGGUCCUUUUGUUUAGAAAUUGUGUGAAUAGUGUAAAAUUUUCAGUGUUUAUUGGAUUCAGUUUUCGGACGCCGACAAUUCUUUUAUAUCGAUGUCAGUACUUCGGUACGUUUAACAAAAAAUCCGAGUGCUUAAUUUUCGCGCAGAUCAGUGCUUAGUUUUCAUCAGUUUCGUCUGCAGUCUUUGUGUUUUAUUCGAAAAACGGACCGUUGCAGUGUCUCGCAAUAUUUUGAUUCCCUUAGCGGCUGUCAUCGCGCUUCGAUAAAACUGGUAGCUGUCAUUACAAAGACAAAAAGACUAUUAGAGUCUUUAAAUGGCUUCAGCACUCAAUUGAUCUUGCCGUAUCAGUGUUUUGAUCAUGGUACACUGUGGAAUCGACGCCUGACUUCGAUAAUAUCGGCGGACACGGUCGAUCGUGUGUAUAAACAGAAGAUCGCUGAGCAUCGAGUGUUUACGGUUGUGACGGCUCGAAUCGUAGUGAAACUGAAUGCUCGAACCUCACGGUAGCCCAAUGAAGUGGCUGGGCACGGGCGGCGAGGAAGAGGCGGGCGAAGCAGGCUUGCAGAACAGCCGCGCGUCGCAGGCCCGCGCGCAGGACGACGCCGCCGUGCACUAUGUGUUCCAGCGCGACUCGCAGGAAGAGCUGCCCUCGCUAGCUCCCAAGCAGCGCUGGGCCGUCGGCGAGGACUCCAUCGCUGAGAGUCAAGAAAAAUGGAAGAAUCAUUCACAAAUGGCUAUGAAUAACAUACAACACCAGGGCCAAGUUCAGAUGAAAAACACACAGUCCAACCCUCAUCAGUAUAUGAAUCAGGCGAUAGCCUCAUCUGUUGGCACGCUCGCUAUAAACCCAUCAAUUAUUGGAAGCCAUCCAGCUCACUUGACCACAAACAUGGUUCACACACAAUUGGCACCGAUGCAGAACCACACUCUGGGUAAUAAUUUAACCAUUCAGAACAGUGCUAUGAUGUUACCACCUCUGCAAGGACUACAGAAUGCACCUCAGAUGGGACAACAAGGUCUUUAUGACAUGCAUCAGCACCCUGGAACUCCAAUGCAGCCUAUAAAUGGCAUAGGCAAGAAUGCAGAACACCUCAUGUUCUUGAGCCAGGCAGGAAUGCUUGCACCAGGGACAAAUCAGUAUUUACAGCAAGGACAGAAUCAGCUCGGGCUUACACCAGUGGCUGCUAUUAGAAAUCAGAUUGCACCUGCCGCUAAAAAGUUGUGGGACAAGGGGCCUGGCGCCGGCGGCGACAGCAAGGGGCCGCCGCAUCUUCCUCCGCUGCAACUCAACCCCGAGCAGAUGUGGCGCGACCCUACUUGGUCCGCUCAAGCAGUGGAGCACAAUGUGGGAGUGCCGAUGAUGGGCACGCGGCGCGGCGUGUCGUUCCCCGGCGGCGACGCGGCCGGCAUCCUGUCGCCGCGCGACGCGGCCGGCCUCGGCGUCAAGAUGGUGGAGUACGUGCUGCGCGGCUCGCCCACAGAAGGUGGUGGCGUGGCGGGCGGCGGCGGCGAGAAGAUGGCGGGCGUGGUGUCGGGGCUGCGCGGCAUGGCGCUGGAGGAGCGCCAGGAUGACAAGGCGGGCUCGCCCUUCGACAAGGACAUGCACGAGCUGCACGACCACGCGCCCAUGCCCAACGGCCUGCACAACGGCCAGGAGGACGACAAGGCGUUCAACCGCACGCCCGGCUCCCGGCAGCCGUCGCCCGCGGAGGAGGAGGGAGGGGUGGGCACGGUGAGCAACGUGGGCGUGGGCGGCGUGAACAUGGGCGUCGGCGUGGGCAUGGGCGCGAUGCGCAACGGCGACGCCUUCCAGAUGCUGCCGCCGCACGCGCUGCCCGCGCCGCAGCCGCAGCAGAUGCACCACCUGCCGCAUCUGCAGCACCCGCAGCAUCACCCGGGAAUGUUAGGAGUAGGACCACUGCAGGGGCUGCCGCAUCCGCAACACCCACAAAUUCAUCCUGGUAUGACGCUAAACGACUCUAUGAAUCAGCACAUCGAUUUUGUACUACAAAUGGAGCAGCAUCCGCAAUUCGACAACAACAGCUUCGCUAGCACGCAACAGUACACGAACGUGGGCGGUGGCGUGGGCGGAGUGGGCGGCGUGGGCGCAGUUGGCGGCGCUAGCAGCGGCGUGGGCGGCGCGGGGCUCGUCAACGGCGCCUCCGUCGUGCAGCCCGCGCCCGACUCCGCGCAGCACCACCAGCCCUUCGAGCUACAGCAACUAUUCCGGUCUCAACAAGCGGCGGCGGCGGGCGGGCAGGCGGCGGCGGCGCAGCUGCAGCUGCUGCAGCAGCAACAACAACAGCAGUUCCAGCUGCAGCAGCAACUGGCGGCACAGCAGGCCUUCACACAGGCGCCCUACGUCAUUAAUGCGGGGCAGGAGGGCGCGCCUUAUGUUAGCGCGCUGAUCGCGGGCGUGCCGCCGUACUACGGCGUGGCGGCGCCGUGGGGCGUGUACCCCGGCCUGGUGGCGCAGCCGGCGCAGCAGCAGGCACAGCAGCCGCGCCGCCCGCUCACGCCGCAGCAGGGCGAGCAGCCGGUGAACGGCCAGGGCCAGUACGGGCAGGGCGUGGUGCUGCCGUACUUCGACCCCAACUCGCUGGUGAUGGGCGGGCGCAACGGCACGCCGCUGCGGCUCGUGUCGCCGGGCGGCGUGCUGCAGCCGCGCCAGUACCCGCCCGCGCCCGCGCACCCCGCCGCCGCGCCCGCGCAGCAGCAGCCGCAGCCCGGCGGCGCUGCGGCGGGCGCGCGGCGCGACUCGCUGGAGUUCGGCGGCGGGCCGGCGGGCGCGCUGCAGGAGUACGCGCGCAAGUGGGGGCCCUCGCCGCUGUCGCCGCCGCUGGGCGCCGCGCUCGGCCCGGUGGGGCUGCGCCCCGUGUCCGCCGCGCCCGGCGCCGAGACCGCCAAGUACAGAACUGUCAGCAACUUGGCGCAAGGCUUGACGUCGAACGGCGGCAUGUUCGGAUCAUCAUCAUCGUUAUUGAGCAAACUCAGCGGGGUCGGAACUAUCUCAGAACUGGUGGGCGGAGGCGUGGGCGGGGUGGGCGUGGGCGUGGGAUCGGUGGGCGCAAUGGUGGCGGGCGACAAACCGGCGGCGGGCCGCUCGCGCCUGCUCGAGGACUUCCGCAACAACCGCUUCCCCAACCUGCAGCUGCGCGACCUGGCCAACCACAUCGUGGAGUUCUCGCAGGAUCAGCACGGCUCCAGGUUUAUACAACAAAAACUAGAAAGAGCGACAGUACAAGAAAAACAGAUGGUGUUCAAUGAAAUUAUCGGUUCAGCGUAUAGUCUUAUGACUGAUGUUUUUGGAAAUUAUGUAAUACAGAAAUUCUUUGAGUUCGGCACCACGGAACAGAAGACGACGUUAGCGCAAAAGGUCCGCGGGCACGUGCUGGCGCUGGCGCUGCAGAUGUACGGCUGCCGCGUCAUACAGAAGGCGCUGGAGUCCAUCCCCGCAGAGCAGCAGCAGGAGGUGGUGCGCGAGCUGGACGGACACGUGCUCAAGUGCGUCAAGGACCAGAACGGGAACCAUGUAGUACAAAAAUGUAUAGAAUGCGUGGAGCCGACGGCGCUGCAGUUCAUAAUAAACGCGUUCGCGGGGCAGGUGUACGCGCUGUCGACGCACCCGUACGGCUGCCGCGUGAUCCAGCGCAUCCUGGAGCACUGCACGGCGGAGCAGACGGCGCCCGUGCUGGGCGAGCUGCACGCGCACACGGACCAGCUCAUCCAGGACCAGUACGGCAACUACGUGGUGCAGCACGUGCUGGAGCACGGCGCGCCCGAGGACCGCGCGCGGCUCGUGGCCGGCGUGCGCGGCAAGGUGCUGCAGCUGUCGCAGCACAAGUUCGCGUCCAACGUGGUGGAGAAGUGCGUGUCGCACGCCACGCGCACGGAGCGCGCGCUGCUCAUCGACGAGCUGUGCGGCUUCAACGACAACGCGCUGCACGUGAUGAUGAAGGACCAGUACGCCAACUACGUGGUGCAGAAGAUGAUCGACGUGGCCGAGCCCACGCAGCGCAAGGUGCUGAUGCACAAGAUCCGGCCGCACGUGGGCUCGCUGCGCAAGUACACGUACGGCAAGCACAUCAUCGCCAAGCUGGAGAAGUUCUUCAUGAAGGCGCCGGAGCUGGGCCCCAUCGGGCCGCCGCCGCCCGCCGGCCUGUAGUCGGCGCAAGGCGCACGCGCGCGCGGGGCGCGGGCCGCGGAGGGCUGACGCGACGGCGCGGCUACCCGCCUUUAUAAAUUUGUGAAUAUUUGCGAUUGUACAUUUGUAACUAUAGCUCGCCGCCUCGCGGCCCGGCCUGUACAUAUAGCGGCAGACUGAUGUACAGACGAUACGGAUACUGUAACCAUAGUUGUACAGCGUCGCACGACCACUCCGCGGCCCGCCCGAGUGUUAGUAUUAUUCGUUGUUCGUAUGAAUCUAUGUAUAAAUAUUUGAACGUCUCUCAUUCUCGUGUAAUUUAUGAAUCGAAGGAAGACUGCGGUCGGAUGAACCCGUGCGUUUCCGUAAUUUAGCUCGUUGUAGAUUUAAUGUUAGCUGGGCUAGGGGACCUUGAAUCUUGAAGUGAUGAAAGAUGCCGCGGGCAGUUCUAGACAAUCGGCACUAUAGUCGUGAUUAUGUUCGUUUUAUGUUGUAGUGUUCAAGUGGAGCUCUCGUUUAAGUUUAAAACCGGCUUAAUAUCGUACAUAGCUUAUCGAAUAUUUUAGCGCCGGCGUGUAUAGUUUGAUUAUAAUUUUGUGAAAAUGAUAUUUUUGUAUAUUUUAAUGUAAUGUGUAACUUAAGUUAUUAGUGGAGCCGAGCGGGCGAUGUUCAGUUGUGACUGCGCGUAGGUUGUAGUGAUGAUUGUAGAGCUGACGGCGCCGGAGGUCUGCUGCUCUCCUCAUUCCCCUGUAAUUAAUUUAUAGGAAGCAUAGUUUCCUACGACACCUCAGAUUUUUUACGUCUAGAUGUAAUUGAAAAUAAAAUUAUUGUAUAUGGCUGUACAAAAAUGUUAACAAAAUGAUGAUUUGUAAAACCUGUAUGAGAUGGUAUGAGGCGGGGCGGCGAGGGCGAAGACGCGCACCGGCCGCCCCGCCGCGUAGGUUGUACUAGAUAACAUUUAUAUGAUUCAUCUAUUUAGACAUUAAUUAAUAAAGCAUUUCUGUAAUAAUAUUACAAAGAAA